AAAUAAAAAAGUGAGAUUAAGUUCAUUACUACUGAAUCAUUGCAAACCCAAGAGCCACAAAGCAUCUGUUGCAGGCUGGGAUCACUUGGAGUUUUCACACUUACACCAACUUGCUCUACACCAUCGCUAUCAAGCAGGCAGCACAGCCAUGGCAACAGCUUCAAAAUAGCUAACUCCUAAGACUUAUGCAAGACACACCAACCAAUCCUAUUUUUUACAUUUUUAGUUUAGAGCUUGGCUCUUCACUUCUCUUUACAGGCUUACACUUCCACGUACAGUACAUCAAAACAACACUGAAAAGUUUGGCAAGGGCAGCAUUCUCUGUACUUUACUUUCCCUCAGGCCCACAAUACAACCGCCUCAGCUGAUCCCUUAGUUCAGCUCUUCUGGGGCCAGCCAAUGCAGCAGAAACUAUUGCACCCGCUCCCUUUGGCUCCCCUCCCCACAAAAGACUAGAUACAUCCUUCCCACACAAUGGCUGAGCUCCGCUGGCCUGGAGCCUGUGAACACUGAAUGGUCCCUCUGAUUCAAUUAAUUCAGCAGAAUCCCAGUAGCCCAUUACCCCUGCCUCAUCCCAUGGAAGUCUAGGAGACUGUUUCCUCUAGUUCUACCAAGACCCAUAGAGUAUCAUCUUCCUUCAUUGAAGCUCACAGCAAAACACACUCCAUACCAGACAUCAAAAUUCAUCACAAGAAAAGCAGCAAGAUUUUGCAGGGCUCAAGGAUUUCCAGUUCAUCAGUGGCUAACCAAGAAGGAGCACCUCCUCUACUGCUAUGAAAGGAAACCUGUAAACCCUACCACUGUACCAUUAACUAUUGUCCUCUACGAGAUCUGAAAAGCAUGAAGGCUGUAGCUCUCUUCAUUUGUCUUGUAGGAUCAGCUUUUGCUAUUCCAAGCCAUCCCUUAAACUACAAACUCGGAAACUACGGACAGAAGACUCUAGAAAAGGCUGAAGAUGUUCAUCUUGACGCCUCAAAGGAAGAGAUCACAGGGUAUGCUGACAAUGGUGAUUUGCUGCCCAGCUUCAAAAGCCUAAAUCCAGAAAUAUCGGUACCAGAUGCUGAGCACAUAGGUGAGCUCCAGACCACUAGAAAACAAGGAAGAACCGGUAGUGAGCAUCAAGUGAAAAAUGGCCUAAAAAGCAUCAAUUUCCUUGUGAUGCACAAUAAACCAAGUUUGGCUUCCAAUAAGCAGGACAGUGACUCUGGAAGCAGCAGCAGACAACAGUCCAGCUCUGAGCAUUACCAGUUCAGGAGGCGAGAGAAACACAGCAAUACAGCUAAACCACAUGUUCUGGGCAAUGCAGAAAAUCCAGUGGAUGCUCUCAGUCUUGAUCGUGAGCAUAACACAUGGAAAUACAAUAAAAAUACAGUUGGCCUAUCUGAAGAAAACAGUGAAAGUGAUGAGGAAGAACAUGUGGAAGAGGAGGAAGAGGAAUGGGGUGAAGAAACCGAUUACAGAGAUACAAAUUACAAAGGCUACCAGACAAAUCAAGGUAACCAAUACAAAAUACAGCAAAAUGAAAACAGUAUGCAACCUGAUGAAAGCCUGAGAGAUUCCAGUCAACCAAUCCAGAUAGCCAAGAGACAUGGUGAGAAAUUUGACCUAGAGGAAGAAGAGAGGAAGCAUGGCCUGAAAAAGCCCUAUAAAGAAAAAAUCCUCUCUCAAAAAACACACAAUGAAGAUCAGGAUGACAAAUGGCAAAGCCAAGAGAAGAAAGACAAUAUUCAAGUAAACUAUCAGAGUGAUCACAACACAGUAGUGAAAAGACAAGAUAUAGAGGACGAUAAUGUUGAUGAUGAUGGUCAUGACAGUGGUGAUGUUGAUAGUGAGGAAUAUCUCAGCAAUACCUGGAAAGAAGCAGCCUAUGAGGAAGAGGAGAGAAUCCAGAGUAAUGAGCAGGAGAGCACCAGUACUGAGCAUGAAGGGGAAGAAACCACUAAAGAUGACACUGCAGUUUUUAGAGAGACUGAGGAUUACAAAAAUGUCAAGAUUAAAGAACUUAUUCAUUCUGAACAAGAUGAUUAUGAUCAUGAGCCACCUAAUUCUGACAGCAACCAGCAAUUAGAAAUUACUAGCUCUGUUCAGAGCAUGAAUUCAAUGGAAAGUGAAAAUAAGGUUGAGUCUACACGCGGUUCCUAUGGCAAGACGGAAAGUGCAAGCAACAGGAGUGAGAAGGCUUUCCUGGACCCAUGUAGGAACUUCCACUGCAAAAGAGGUAAAGUGUGCCAUGUGGACAAACAAGGGAAACCCAGCUGUAUUUGCCAAGAUCCUGCUGCUUGCCCUUCCACCAAAGACUAUGAGCACGUUUGUGGUACAGAUAAUAAGACUUAUGAUGGCAUAUGUCAACUCUUUGGCACCAAAUGUCAACUUGAAGGGACAAAAAAGGGACGCCAGCUGCACCUGGACUAUUUGGGCUCCUGCAAAUACAUCCCACACUGUACUGAUUAUGAAGUGGAUCAGUUCCCUCUCCGGAUGCGAGACUGGCUCAAAAACAUCCUUAUGCAAUAUUAUGAAGGGGAUCUGGAUAAUUCUGGAUUUCUAACUGAAAAGCAAAGGAAUAAGGUCAAAAAGAUCUACGAGAAUGACAAGCGCCUCACAGCUGGCAACCACGCUGUUGAGCUGCUCCUGCACGACUUUGAGAAAAACUAUCACAUGUAUGUGUAUCCUGUGCACUGGCAGUUCCAUCAGCUUGAUCAGCACCCUGUUGACAGAUUAUUAACACACUCAGAGCUUGCGCCUUUGCGAGCCUCCCUUGUUCCCAUGGAACACUGCAUAACCCGUUUCUUCCAAGAGUGUGAUGGAGACCGUGAUAAACUCAUUGCUUUGAAGGAAUGGUGCCACUGCUUUGGGAUUAAAGAAGAAGACAUAAAUGAAAAUCUCCUGUUCUGAGCCUGGCUGAAUAGAAUCCAAGUGCUGCACUAAAACCGGUGAAAUAGGUGAAUUCUGUUUCUUUCUGUAAUUAACAGCUUCAGAGUUUUCAAGACACAGGUGGCAUAAGGUUCAGUGCAUUCUUAUCUAACACAAGGCAGAAAAGUAUUAUAUUCAGUAACAGCAGAAAAAAAAAUAUUAACUACUCCAAGUGGUUCAUAGACAACUAAGCAUUCCCCCAUGUACUCAUGAUCUCUCUGAACCAAUAAAUAGUACUAAGCUGAUGACUGAGCUGUCCAUAAAACCCUUCAGUAGAAUGCUAGGAUGUGGAUUUAAGUGUACACUUAAGAAAGUUAACUUAAAAUAGGACUUGUUUCCUUUAUUUACUGUAUCGUCUGUUUAGCAUUCUGCAUAGAAGCCUCAAAUAAAAGUCUACCUAGAUACA
Molecule: messenger RNA, 3316 nt
Organism: Neopsephotus bourkii (Bourke's parrot)
Lineage: Eukaryota; Metazoa; Chordata; Aves; Psittaciformes; Psittacidae
Gene: SPARCL1
Product: SPARC like 1
Exons: 11
Coding region: 841-2892 (683 amino acids)
Biological process (GO): anatomical structure development
Molecular function (GO): protein binding; collagen binding; extracellular matrix binding
Source: RefSeq, a predicted model, not a curated record